AUGGCUGAAGAACGAACUGAACGAUCCGAUGGAAAGAUAGUAAAAAUGGAGGUUGAUUACAGUUCGACUGUUGACCAGCGGCUUCCCGAAUGCGAUAAAAUGUCCAAAGAUGGGAAACUGCAGGAAGCCGUUGAGAGUUUGCUGUCAUUGGAGAAACAAACGCGAACGGCAUCAGACAUGAUGUCUACUUCUAGAAUACUUGUUGCUGUGGUCCAGAUGUGCUUUGAAGCCAAGGACUGGGAUGCCCUGAAUGAAAACAUUAUGCUGCUGUCCAAAAGGAGAAGUCAGCUCAAACAGGCUGUUGUCAAAAUGGUUCAAGAGUGUUACAAGUAUGUGGAUACCAUCUCUGAUUUGACCAUCAAGCUUAGGCUCAUUGACACACUGCGCACAGUGACAGCCGGAAAGAUUUAUGUUGAGAUUGAGCGUGCCAGACUAACCAAGACCUUGGCAUGCAUCAAAGAACAGAGUGGCGAUGUUAAAGAGGCAGCCUCUAUUCUUCAGGAGUUGCAGGUUGAGACUUACGGUUCAAUGGAGAAGAAGGAAAAAGUGGAGUUCAUUUUGGAACAAAUGAGACUUUAUGAGGGCACAGAGGAGUUGAAACUGAAGUACUACGACCUGAUGAUUCAAGUUGAUCAACAUGAGGGGUCAUACCUGGCUAUCUGUAAACAUUAUCGUGCCAUCUAUGACACCCCUUGUAUUUUGGAGGAUAGUAGCAAGUGGCAGCAGGCUCUGAAAAGUGUGGUGCUGUACGUCAUUCUCUCUCCCUAUGACAAUGAACAGUCUGACUUGGUGCACAGAAUCAACACAGACAAGAAACUUGAGGAAAUUCCCAAAUACAAGGACCUUUUGAAGCAGUUCACCACAAUGGAGCUGAUGCGCUGGGCUUCUCUUGUGGAAGAUUAUGGUAAAGAACUGAGAGAGGGCUCCUCUGACAGCCCUGCCACAGAGGUGUUCUCUUGUUCUGAAGAGGGAGAGAAAAGGUGGAAGGACUUGAAGAACAGAGUUGUGGAGCAUAACAUCAGAAUAAUGGCUAAAUACUACACAAGAAUUACAAUGAAAAGAAUGGCAGGACUCCUUGACCUCUCCAUAGAUGAGUCUGAAGAGUUCUUGUCCAACCUUGUUGUAAACAAGACUAUCUAUGCCAAGAAAGUAAAGCUAGGUGGUUUGUCCCAAGUCAUGGCGGACAGGAGAGCGGAGAAGUCAUGUGAAGAAGCCAGUAGAUCGUUAGCGCGGCGGGAAUACGAGGCGGCUGUGAGCCACAGCUCGGCUGCACUGGUGGCCCUUGCACCCCAGAACUCUGCACCUGAAGCUCCAGAGGCUCCUGGCUCACCAGCCCUCAGCACGCCUCUCAGCAGCCGUGCUCUGCUGUACCGCAUUGCUGCCUCACUGCAGCUCAAAAAAUAUGAUGAUGCUGAUGAAGAUUGCAAACACGUCUUGGCAGAAGAUGUGUCCAGGGGAGAGGGUUUGCUUCAGGCCAGCCUACGUGCCAUGUUGUUGGAUGGCAGUCUACAGGAGGUGGCCAGCAUUCUCUCAAAAACCUUGUUUGGUGAAGCACUGAAUGGUAUAGUUUCAAGAGACUUAACAAGGUUAAAAAUGCUCUUCUCUGAAGUAGAGGCUGUAAAUACUGAGAUGGCGUCAGAAUCCACUGAAGACCAAGACGAAGAGCUCCAAGAUGGCUGGCAGUUCCGGCCUCCUCCUCGAGGAGUCACCAGCAGUGAGGAGUACACCCUCUGUAAAAGGUACUUGGAGCAGGGCCUGUGCAGAUAUGGAGCUCAGUGCACAUCAGCGCACUCGCAGGAGGAGCUCAUGGAGUGGCAGAAGCGAUACGCCUCGCGCCUCAUCCGCCUCAAACAGCAACAAGAGAGCAAACAUUUCACAGAGAACUACAUGGAAACACUGAUAGAGAAGUGGAUGAACUCGCUGUCUCCUGAGAAAGUGCUAAGUGACAGUUUAGAAGGAGUGAAUGUACAAACCAGCUCCAGCCUCUCAGUGACAGUCACCACCAAAAAAUCAUCCCAUUCCUGGACCUUUUCUCUGUUGUGCAAGCCUGCAAGAAAGUUGCACCGAAUCGCCUUGCUCUAUGAUGCACAUAGGCCACAUUUCUCAAUCAAUGGAGUUUGCUCUGGGGAACAGCUGCAGGCGGUCACCAGCGGGUGCCAAGAGUGGACUGCUACAGAGGAAACAUCAGACAAUGGCCUUGACCACUGUAUCUACAAGGUGGCAGUGGGUUUUACCACAGAGAUAUUUGGUACCUUUCGACAGACAAUUGUGUUUGACUUUGGGUCAGAACCUGUACUUAUGCAGAGAAUAAUGGUGGAUGCAGCCUCAAUUGAAGAUCUUGAACAUCUUAUGGCUGCAAGACAGCAGCUUCUGAUAACUGCAAGGCGCUGGGAUUCGUCUUGUAAGACCAUUGUGGAGUUUACUCCAAAUGAGACAAUGGCAGACCUGGAGCGGAGCCUGCUGUCCCGUUACCAGAUCCCCUUGUCUGCGGACCAGCUCUUCACCCAGUCUGUCCUGGACAAGACCCUCACCAAAGAUAACUACCAAGCCCGACUGCAUGACUUGCUCUAUAUAGAGGAGAUUGCGCAAUACAAGGAAGUUAGCAAAUUCAACAUCAAAGUCAACCUCCAGCUUGUCACAAGCUUUAUGCUUACAGGCAUUGCAGUUGGUGCAAAGUAUGCCCAAAAUGGGCAACUCUUUGCACGCUUCAAACUUACAGAAACGUUGUCUGAGGACACAUUAGCGGGACGGCUCGUGAUGACCAAGGUGAACUCUGUCUUGGUUUUACCUUUGGGUCGUGAAGGUGCUUGCUGCCAACCGCCUCCUGGUGUCAAAGAGCGUGUCUAUGAGGCUGUGAUUGAGGAGAAGACGAAAGACUACAUCUUCCUUAGGAUCUGCAAGGACUGUUGUGAAGAGCUCGGUCUGCUACCUGACAGAGAGUUACAGGUGGAGCUUCAGUUCCAGCUGAACAGACUGCCACUGUGUGAAAUGCACUAUGCCCUGGAUCGUGUUAAAGACACCACCAUCUUGUUUCCUGAUUCCAGCCUUGUCCCAACAAUCCCCUGGAGCCCCAACAGGCAGUGGGAUGAACAGCUGGACCCACGUCUAAAUGCCAAACAGAAGGAAGCGAUCCUCGCCAUCACCACCCCUGUGACUGUGCCCCUGCCUCCAAUUCUCAUCAUUGGACCUUAUGGCACAGGAAAAACCUUCACGCUGGCUCAGGCUGUCAAACACAUCCUUCGGCAGGACGACAGCAGGGUCCUCAUCUGCACACACUCCAACAGUGCAGCUGACCUUUACAUUAAGGACUACCUUCAUCCUUAUGUUGACGCAGGAAAUGCACAUGCCAGACCUCUCAGGGUAUAUUUCAGGAAUCGCUGGGUGAAGACUGUGCACCCAGUCGUCCAGCAGUACUGUCUCAUCUCUGGGACACACCACAUGUUCCAGAUGCCCACUCGGGAGGACGUCCUGAGGCACCGUGUUGUGGUGGUCACUCUCAGCACAUCCCAGUACCUCUGUCAGCUCGACCUUGAGCCCGGGCUCUUCACUCAUAUCCUCCUUGAUGAAGCAGCGCAGGCGAUGGAGUGCGAGACGAUUAUGCCUUUUGCCCUAGCUAACAAAUCUACUCGUAUAGUGUUGGCUGGAGAUCACAUGCAGCUCAGUCCCUUUGUGUACAGCGAAUUUGCCCGAGAACGCAAUCUGCAUGUGUCCCUGUUGGAUCGGCUGUACGAGCACUAUCCCCUGGAGUUUCCCUGCCGCAUUCUCCUCUGUGAAAACUACAGGUCCCACGAAGCCAUUAUCAACUACACAUCGGAAUUGUUUUAUGAUGGGAAGUUGAUGGCGAGUGGGAAGCAGCCAUCGCAUAAGGACUUCUAUCCACUGACUUUUUUCACGGCCAGAGGAGAAGACGUGCAGGAGAAGAACAGCACUGCCUAUUACAACAACGCAGAGGUUUUUGAAAUCGUGGAACGAGUGGAGGAGCUCAGAAAAAAAUGGCCGGUGGCUUGGGGCAAGCUGGACGAAGGUAGUAUUGGCGUAGUGUCGCCAUACGCUGACCAGGUGUUCCGGAUCAGAGCAGAACUAAGAAAGAAGAGGAUGCAUGAAGUCAGCGUGGAGAGAGUCCUCAAUGUUCAAGGCAAACAGUUCCGAGUGCUGUUCCUCAGCACAGUGCGAACCAGAUACACCUGCAAGCACAAGCAGACGGCCAUCAAGCGGAAAGAGCAGCUGGUGGAGGACUCAACGGAGGAUCUGGACUAUGGCUUUCUCUCAAACUACAAGCUCCUUAACACGGCCAUCACCAGAGCACAGUCCCUGGUCGCUGUAGUGGGAGACCCCAUAGCGUUGUGCUCUGUUGGACGCUGCAGAAAGUUUUGGGAACACUUUAUUUCCAUCUGUCACCAAAACUCCAGCCUGCACGGCAUCACCUUUGAGCAGAUAAAAUCUCAGCUUGAAGCUCUUGAGUUGAAGAAGACCUACGUCCUUAACCCUUUGGCCCCAGAGUUCAUCCCUCGUGCUUUGAGGCCUCUGCAGGGGCACCACUCUGCCCCCCAGUCCCUCCACCCACACCACCACCACCCCCUGCCUGUGUCCAACAAGCAGCAACUGCAGUCUCAGCAAUCCCCUCCCAAGGGAAAACAUUCAAAUCAUUCUGACCACCUUCCUCCUGAUGGAUAUGUUCAACCCAGUCCAGCUGUGCUCAUGGGAAACCCCAUACGACCCUACACACCCCCAUUAGGCAAAUCCCCAAGUCCCGUUCAGAGAAUAGACCCUCACACAGGAGCCAGCAUCCUCUAUGUGCCAGCGGUGUACGGAGGGAUCAUGCCCAUGCCUCUCCCCUUGCCCUGGCCAAGCUAUCAGAACCGUUUUGCUAUGGACCCCCGCAUUAUGAACCACCCAGCUGCCAUGCACGCCUACAACCUGAACUUGUUGCAAGCUCCGAACAGAGGCUCCCCCAUCCCAUACCCUGGGGUGGCCCACCCGUCUCCUUUAGGAAUGGGACAGCCCAGCCCAGACAAAGAAAUGCAGGCAGAACCUAUAAGAAAUGGCAAAUUGGAUAAUUGUCCAAAGUCGGAACAAAGUCGUCUUCAUACACCAGAAAGAAAAGGCAUUGAUAUGAAGGAAAAACAGGGUGAAUUGGACACGAGCCCAAAUCGGAGCUUGGACUGCCAAACGGACAGCCUUGGAUUUCAUAAUGCAAUGCUUCAAAGAAAAGAUCCUGCUACUGCUCACCGAUCUAUGAACUAUCAUUUGGCUCCACCCAACGCUGGCUUUGCCUCUCAUUCAUCCAGCGGCCGACAGUUUCCCCCACAGUAUCUACCCAGACUCCCUAACCCUUACAGGGUUCAGCAUCCGGACGGGACAGAGUCUGGGGGUGCAGAAGAUGCUCCUAUGAGGACGUCAAUGGGACCUGUGGGUGGCCUCCACCCAGGCCUGUCCCACAAUCACCGGGUCAACAGUUUUGGAGAGGAUAGUCCGGAUGCAGAGAACGUGGAUCUACAUAAUCCCAUCUCUCUGGAGGUGUUGAACCAGCAGCAGCAGGCAGCACGCUUGGGUCAGUGGGGCGAAGCAGCAGGGCCCAUGCUCCAGGGUCCAGUGGCCUUCCCCAUGCCCCAGCCACUCGCUCACCUCCCUCAGCCAGGGAUGGCCCGCCUACCGUCUCACUUACUCCGCACAGCCGGUUGGGGGGUUGGUUCAAAUACAGAGGAAGAGUCUGUUCCUUCUGCUGCCGCUGGCCCAUCUUUCAACAGGUACCCUGGUCUCUUGAGAGAGAUUCCGAUACAAGAGCAGCCCGACUCCAGAGAGGUGUCGGAACUGCAGCCCCCACCUCAGUCACGGCUGCUUCAGUACCGACAGUCCCGAGCCUCUGCAGACCCCUCUGCACAUCUGGCCCUUGCUUCAAACCACAUGACCCUCUUCCCCCCUGGACCCUAUCCCCACGAUGCAGGGCGCUCACCCCUCACGGACACUGUCUUGAAUAACCCCCUUCCUCAACAGCAGGUGAAUCACCUUUUAAAUAGUGAAGGAUUUCCCCCUCAAACCCAAACUGCAGAGUCUCCACCCGCUCAUGUCAAAUACCUGAUGCAAGAGCCUCAGUGGCCCCUGGGUGCAACUGCUGCCACGAGCCCCCCACAGCACAAUAGCAUUCUGGGUAACCAAGGCCACAGACUUCCUUAUGGACUGCCCAUGAUGGCACAUGCCAGCAGACAGCAGCAGAUUCAUCUGAUGCAGCUCCACCAGCAGCAGCAGCAGCAACAGCAGCAGCAGCAACAACAGCAGCAGCAACAACAGCAGCAGCAGCAGCAGCAGCAGCAUCAGAGCCCAGAGGAGUCUUACCACUCACUGUCCCCCAGGACGUCUGCACCUACAGCUCUGCACAGUGUAGAUGAGUAUGAGCCUCGUGGUCCUGGUCGGCCUCUCUAUCAGCGCCGGAUCUCUUCCAGUUACCCAGAAGACACCCCGCAACAGCCCUGUAUCCCUGGCUCACAUGUCCUUCAGCAUCCUCAUGGCCCCCACCCGUUUACUUCUCACAAGCCCUGGCCGGCCAAUGGAGGGGAUCCAAACCCAUACCAGAGUGUUCCAUGUAAUGGAGCUGGAUCUAUUAGUCAGCAUCGGGAGCUUUUAGUGUCGAAAGGCCACCGUCCUUCUGAGGAGCAGAUGAACGCAGAAGCGGCAGCAGCAGCGCAGACGCACCUCCAGCAUCUUGGACAGUUCCCGCCCCUCAUGCCUAAUAAUAACAAACCACCACCACCACCCCAGCCUCCCUUAGAACCAGGGCCAAGUCCUCACAAAGUGGCACCAGGUGAGCUUGGUCCUGGUCCUCACCUGAGCAAAGCCCCCACCAUGUCGUACGCCAGCGCCCUGCGAGCUCCCCCCAAGCCCAGAGCCAGCCGGCCGGAGCUGAAGAAGAACAGUGACCCUCUGUCUCUACUGCAGGAGCUCAGCAUACGAGGUUCCAAUAGUAGCAAUGGGUACUACUCCUACUUCCCCAUGUCAGAGUGUCACCUCCCCCCACCCAACAAAUAA
Molecule: messenger RNA, 7023 nt
Organism: Knipowitschia caucasica
Lineage: Eukaryota; Metazoa; Chordata; Actinopteri; Gobiiformes; Gobiidae
Source: the annotation of a GenBank genome assembly